Molecule: messenger RNA, 2043 nt
Organism: Pygocentrus nattereri (red-bellied piranha)
Lineage: Eukaryota; Metazoa; Chordata; Actinopteri; Characiformes; Serrasalmidae
Product: transmembrane protein 74
Exons: 2
Coding region: 197-1021 (274 amino acids)
Source: RefSeq, a predicted model, not a curated record
AAUCAUAGCUAAGUGGGGCGGGGCCGAUCGUAAAACGGGUGGAAAAGAAAAGGCAGAGAGUGAGGCAGGCGAAGCUCAAUGAUACGACGAGGGCGAACCAGGAUGCUAACACACUACGAAGAAGGCAUCUUUACAUAGUUUGACGUGGCUGUCUUGAUGCGGUGGCUAAUUGAAGAGAUCUGGUGGAGAGAGUCUGAUGGCCUCAGUGGAGCUGCUGUGUCUAGAUAAAGAAAGGCGAGAUGGUCCAGACUGGGCUUCCAGUGCUGUGCACGUUCACCGGUCCCAAAGCGCAGGUGACGAAAGUCCAUCCGAGCAGCAUGGAUGCAGUCCAAAAAGCAAGGCUGCUGUGUCAGAGCGCCGGUGUAAUUCAGCCCCGAGGACAGCUCCCGUCAAGGGACUGCCUGGUAAGCACUGUCAUCCACCGGUGGAGAAGGUCAGAGUGUGCUGUGACCAGGAGCUGGAGACCUCUUUCACUUACGUCGACGAAAAUGUCAACCUGCGACUGGCCACCCCUGACAAGAGUGAUGGCACACCCUGCCUGGGUUCCUCGAACGAGAUGCAUCUGGAUGGACUCCAUGAGCUCUCCUUGAUGUCUGACCUGGCGUCUGAGAGCGUAGGAAGGCCGGUGGAUUAUGGCUUCAUCAGUGCCGUCACGUUCCUAGUGGCCGGGAUCAUUCUGGUGAUCAUCUCCUACGCCGUGCCACGUGAAGUAAACGUGAACCCAGACAGCGUCUCGGCUCGAGAGAUGGAAAGACUGGAGAGGGAAAGCGCCAGGGUAGGGGCGCACCUGGACAGGUGCGUUAUCGCUGGCCUUUGCCUGCUCACUUUGGGCGGGGUGGUGCUCUCCACUCUGCUCAUGGUGUCAAUGUGGAAGGGGGAGAUGUACAGGAGAAAGGCCUUCGCAUACUCCAAGCACUCUACAAAAUUAUACGGCUCCAUUAAUCUUAGAUCGAAGUCGAGCCCCGGGCGGUCGCCCUCACACAGCGUUGUUGAGGAGGAGAAUGGCGAAAGCAUUAGCUGACUAUUAUUUCUGUCUCUAAGCAUUUAUCCCAAUCACUUCAUCAAAACACAGACUUAACAACAGAUCUGUAAAGGUUGUAUUUUCAUCACACUUUUAAAGUCUUAUAAUAGCCUGUAGUUUUUGACGUUUUUUUGACAUUUUUAAACACAUCUCUCAGUGUCAUUUGCUUAUGGAAUAUAACUCAGAUAUGCAAUAUCAUACUGUCACUUUCAUUUAACCAAGAGAAUCAUUUCCCCUUCUUUCCCUGCAAAUUGUAACUAACUCGUCUUUUUGGGGGUCAGGGUAAGUUGGGGGUUUUAAGGCUGCACAUAAAAUCUGACAGUGGUUCCAACUAAACUCUGCCCACAAUGGCACCUUUCAAAUAAGUGAAUAUUGGCUCAGCAGUUGACAUGUCAGUCUUAUCUGCUGCUGUCCUGACAAUCUUUCCCAACUCCUUAUUCCUUUGUUCAUUUUAAAGUGACAUUUUAGCCUUAAAAUCAUCAUGACACAUCUUUGUCCAAAAUGAGGGCUAGGUUUAGUGGUCUCAAGUAGUGACCCAGGCCCUAGAUCUAGAGGAGCACCACAAUCCAAGUGUCAUAAGACCUACUUGGAUAUUUAUGACCAUAGAGUCUGCUGCUGGGUGUCUUUUCUCAGUCUAAACAUUAUAUGCAAACACUGUAUUUCGUAGCAAAUAUGAUUCAUGCAAAAAAUUAUACAGCUUGCCUGAAGAGCGUUCAUUAAUAAUUCAUGGGAAUGGACAGCUGCUAAAUGUCUUGGUUGUUUUGAGGGGUUUUUGUUCCAUUAAUUUGAGUAUGUUUUCCCAAAUGAUUACCACAUGAUAUGUAAAUCACAGUGUAGUGUGCAAAAGCAAGUCACAUAAGCGUUAUGCUGCAUGCAUUUCAUUAAUGAAUAUUAUCUUCACUCAUGUUACAUUAAAAUUACACAACUGAAUGUAAACAUUAAUGUAUAUCAACAUGCAUUUUCUUUACCUUAAUCAGUGAACCUGAUGUAACGUCUGUAACAUAAAAGAUGACUAAAACAUG